This is a messenger RNA of Coregonus sp. 'balchen', 3492 nucleotides long. Lineage: Eukaryota; Metazoa; Chordata; Actinopteri; Salmoniformes; Salmonidae. The record is from the annotation of a GenBank genome assembly.
AUGGAAACUCGCUCGACUGCACGGAGAUCUCGGAGCGCCAACAUCCACAACUUCAAAAGUGAGUUGACUUCAGUUCAUAGGCUAUAGGCUUGGCUCCAUCAUGAUUUUUUUUGUUUUAGACUAGAUGUUGUUGGUGGUGAUGGUGAUGUCUUAAGAUAUGAUUUACAGUGAAUCACUGUUUUAUGUAUUUUUAUUUUAUUUAUUAGGAUCCCCAUAGCUUUGCUGAAGCUGCAGGUACUCUUCCUGGAGUCCACACAAAAUUUUUAAACAUGACAUAAUACAGAACAUCAAUAGACAAGAACGUCUCAAGUACUGAACUACUCAGUUGAUUUCGUUCACAGUUAGGUGCGUAAACUGCUAGCCUGCCUGUAUGACCGUGCUUGCAUGCAUACACCUCUAGGCUACUGUAUUCACUUAUUCAAUGAAGUUGUUUAGUUCCUGAAGUACAAAUAUGGCUCUUGCAAAUAAGAUGACACUUAAAACCUCUAAUCUUUUAAGUCUCCAUCCACCUCAACAUUAUAAAGCUCAGUAGUUCAUUCGUUCAGUUGUGUACUUUUACCCAUGCACAGUUGUAGCCUACAUUUGGUAAAAACUUUGUAAAGAGAGAAAAUUAUUCAAAGCCAAAACAAGGAAUUAAGGUCAUAUUUAUUUAAUAAGCAAAAACUAAUUUGGAAAUUGUUAAUGUUGCGCACACGCGCGCACCUACUAAACAAGUCUUCUCCAGUUCCCGUGCGCGUGGAGUUAACGAGCCAUGUCGUUACCGGGUUCGGGUAAUCAAGGUGAGGACAUUGGAAAAUUUGCUGGGGAAGCUGAAUGGGCACGCGAUAAUUUUUCCAUGCGAUGUUCGCUUUGUGCCCCGUUAUCCGAGCUUGCCAAACUGCCUCUGAAUAAUCCAUGCAGAGAGAAACCGAUCCGGAUCCGGUUACCUUAUUUUACCUUGUCCAUACUCUGUAACCUCUUCAUGAGCCAACCUUUUUGUGAAGUUGGCUCGUGAAUUUAGGCUACUAGGGUAAAUCUUGUUUAGCACUUGUGUGGCUCGUGUGAUAGAACUUGAUAGCACUUCGAACCAGAGAAGAAGAUUGGUUUUACGCACAUUCAGCUAUUUAGUCUGGGAUAAAUGUUGAAUGAAGUUACCAGAAUUAUAAACGUGUACUCCCACUGAGCAAAAACAGGUUGAAUCAACGUUGUUUCCUCCUCAUUUUAACCAACAAAAAGAUAUGUGAUCAAUUUGGAAAACUGAUUGGAUUUGAAAAAAGUCAUCAAUGUAAGGGAAUUUCUUUUUUUCCCCCAUCUAACUUUUAACCUAAAUCCAAUGACAUGGUGACAUUUUUGGUUGAUUUCAUGUUGAAUUCACAUCAGUUGACAACUCAACCAAAUGUAAAUCGAAACUAGAAGUUGAACUGGUCUGUGCCCGGUGGGCUGACUAGCUUAUGUAACAUGAUCAGGUAGAACUGAAUAGGCGGGUGAUUUGUAUAAUGUCAUUUAUUAUGAAUGAGUGCGACUGGCCAAUUAGUCAGACUUGAGAUCAUGGCAGUCCUGUGCAAAUCUUGGCUUGUGCGUAAUAUCCGCGUCCUUUCUGCACCACUAGACUGGACAGCUCCAAGUGCUGAAAACAGCGCUGCAUCCCUUGCCUUCUUUCUUUUUCAAUCCCUUUUUCUCUGGCUGUCUUUACUGUACAAUGCAUCUGCUAGUUGUUAUAAUGUCCCAUUAUUUUAAUCUAUGUCUCCACAAUUAAAGAGAUGAGUGAAUAAGAUAAAAUGAGAAAAUAUUGUCACGAAUUAUGACUGUGUGUUAAACUUAUCCAUAUCGCGCCUCUCUCCGUGUGUGUGUGUGUUUCAGGUGGGCUCACCCUAUGGCUAGUGCUGUGGUUGGUGGCGGUGAAGCAAAGUGGGGCAGGGACGUGUCCAAGGCUGUGUGUGUGUUACCCAUCGCCUAUGACGGUAAGCUGCCAGUCUCAGAACUUCACCACCGUGCCCUCCGGAGUGCCCUACGACUCCCAGCGCGUCUUUCUGCAGAACAACCGCAUCACCGAGCUCAGAGCAGAUUCUUUUGGCUUCGAGACACAGGUUAGAAUGUGUGUGCUUGUGUGUACAUAAGUUAUUUUUUAAUGAGCUGUGUUUGUGUUUGUGGAUUGAUAUUGCAUAGUUUUGCAUUUAAAUGUAGUAUUUUGUUUAGUAUUUGAGCUCUGUGUGUUCGUAUCGGAGCUGUGUCCUUGCUCAUUUCUGUAACGAUCCCUUCCUAUAUACCUCUUCCCUUUUCAACCCCUCCCCCUAUAGGUUCUCUGGCUCUACUCCAAUAACAUCACACUGAUUGAGGCUGGAGCCUUCAGCAACCUGAGGGUUCUAGAAGAGCUGGACCUUGGUGACAACCCAUUACUACGGCGACUGGAGGGUGGAGCGUUCCGUGGACUGGAGAAGUUGCAGAGCCUGCACAUGCACCGCUGCAAGCUGGCCGCUCUCCCCCACGACCUCUUCCUCAAGCUCUACAGCCUGCAGUUCCUCUACCUGCAGGUAUGGAUACACACACUCAUAUAACACACACACACACACACACACACACACACACACACACACACACACACUAACAAGACAAUGUCCUCCCUCUCUGCAGGAGAACGAGCUGCACUUCAUCCAGGACGACCUCUUCUCCGACCUGGUCAACCUGAACCACCUCUUCCUGCAUGGCAACCGCAUCCGCACGCUGUCCGAGAACGUGUUUCGCGGCCUGGUCAACCUGGACCGCCUCCUGCUCCACGACAACCGAAUCCGGCAGGUGAACCGCCGUGCUUUCCGUGACCUGGGCCGUCUGACCAUCCUCUACCUGUUCAACAACUCCCUGGCAGAGCUGCCAGGCCAGGCCAUGAAAGAUGCUGUGGCAGUCCAGUUCCUCCGCCUCAACGGGAACCCCUGGUCCUGCGGCUGUGAGGCCCGCUCCCUGUGGGAGUGGUUCCGUACAGCUCGCAUCUCCUCCUCCGAGCUGAUGUGCACCUCCCCCUCCCCCCGCCGCGGACAGGACCUGCGCUUCCUCCGAGAGAUGGACUUUGCCCUUUGUCCCCUCCCCGACCCCGGGUCACUGGCCGGCACCACCACGACCACCUUCAGCACCAAGACAAGAUGGUGGUUCUCCAAGCACAAGCCCGUGGCCUCGUCCAAAGGAAUCUUCCAGAAGAGCUCGGAAACGGUCAAGGCGCACCCCUUCUCCUCGGUCAAGCCCAACCAGCCCUCCUACCCUUCCUCCACCUCCUUCUCCUCUAAGUACGAGCUGGUGGAGGAGGAGGUGAACCUGCCCAAGGUGGACCAGGAGGAGUACUGGGCCAACUACGGGAACGAAGACGCCUCUGUGCGUUGCUUCGAGCUCGAGUGCCCGCCCGGCUACGACACCCCGGUCCUCCUGCCCUCCUCCUCCUCCUCCUCCUUCUCCCCCACUCAGUCUUUCCUCCCUCUCCUCUCCCUUUCUGUACUAACCUUCUCCCUCCACCUUCUCUUUGGCUGA